Aspergillus bombycis is the source of this 2634-nucleotide messenger RNA. RefSeq lists its product as uncharacterized. The transcript is spliced from 4 exons. Lineage: Eukaryota; Fungi; Ascomycota; Eurotiomycetes; Eurotiales; Aspergillaceae. The record is from RefSeq and is a predicted model, not a curated record. Gene Ontology annotation, molecular function: DNA binding. Bases 1 to 2634 code for a protein of 877 amino acids. Gene Ontology annotation, biological process: DNA recombination; DNA integration.
AUGGCUCGCCAUCCCCGUACCUACGCUGGCCGUAGCAGUGACGACGACGAAACCGCUAGCAAUGCGUCUUUCCGUCUAGACUCGGACGACGCGGCCGGCAUGGAUUUGCAGACGGAUGCCACAGAUGUCACAGACUCCGAUGUGCCUCCUCCAACUCGCUGCAGAGCCAAAGGUCGACCCCGUCAGAACCGCUCUAUACAGAGACCUUCGUGGGGAAAGUCUCACAAGAGUGAGAAAGGGUCUCCUUCUCUAAGCCGCCUAGCGACGGACUCAGACUGCAGCUCUAGUGGCGAUGAUAUGAAUGUCGACGCCCGCCAUUCUCGACGUCCUGAGCAACGAUGUUCCCAGAAGAAAUCUCGAAAGCCUGCUGCUCUGUCAGGUGCCCCAACACGAAACAACGCUUCGAACACCAGCUCCAGUGACGAUGACUGCAGUGGCAGUGGCUUUGACAGUGACUCUGACACGGACCCCGACAUUGACUCGGAUGGUGAGUUAUCAUCAGACAGUGAUGAUGAUGGUUACGCGGACGGCACCAGAAGAAACAUUACGCGGAUGGACGAGAGAUGGGAACGAUAUUGCCGAAAGAGGAAUAAGAAAUACAGGGGGCUACCAGAUUCCUUGUGGGCAAACCCUGCUUCGGCUCUUCGCGAUGCAAGGAAAAAGGAGUUGACUCUGUUCCUCCGUUGGUGCCUGCGUUUGCGGCGAGGGAAGAAUGGCCGGAAGCUAAAGGGUAUAAAGAAAUUCAAGUCUUUGGAUACCGAUUGGAAGUCAUUCCUCCGUCACUAUGAAAAGGUUACCGGGGAACCCAUGGACGAUGCGCUCGGAAGGCGAAUGAGAAAGGUUGGGAUCAAUCUCAGCCCCGAUUCUGGACGAGUUGCUAACCUGUUUCUGCCCCAGAGUAUUCGCAGGAUUGCAAGGGAGCAUGAUUUAGAUACGGAUGAAAAAGAAAAGACCCCGAUGUUUAUUGAAGACGUGGUGCCCCUGCAGGAGACAACACUACGUACAAUGGAGAAGCGGUUCGAUCUUGGUCUUCAGCGCAUGCAACAAUGUCUCUACCCUUUAAUGGCAUGCUUUACGGUAAAUCGGAUCAAUGCUAUGCGUCGUCUUCAGUACCAGCAUCUCCAGUGUUCGAUCCAACGGGAUCCUCAUGGCGGACCGCCCCGAAUCCUUCUGGAGAUCAAGUAUAAAUUUGCAAAGAAAUACAUGGGUGUGACGCAAGCUAACACCUUCCCCCUCCCCGAAAUCAUUUAUGAUCCGUCGUUGAUGCUGAGCCCUCAUACGUUCCUUCUGGGGAUUCUCUUUCAUGAUGAUGCAUUUCGAGCUCCGGGAAUAAAGUCCAUGGAGGACCUGCGACGCUUGUGGGUGGAGGAUGGCCGCCAGCAGAUGGAGGUCCCAUUGAAACGGGACAAGGCUAAACAUUAUGUAUUCUGCAAGGUCAAAAGCGUCCGCGGCAAGAUUCAGAUACAUCGCGAUCAGCCUAUCUCCCAAAGUACCCUAUCUCGACAGCUCAAGAUCUUUGGGGAGAUCGCCGGCUUUAAGUGGUCAUUGUUCACGCAUCGGUUCCGGUACGGUGGCGGCACUAUUCUAAAUGAAAGCGGUCUUGUUAGCGACGCCAAACAGAACUUGAUCAUGAAGCACGCGGACAUCCGAACGUUCCUGAAUCAUUACCUUCCUCGGCGAAUCAACACUGAUAUGCAGGCGUUGAUGAGAGGACUCAAGCCAGAUUCGGCCAUGAUGAGGGCAGUCACUAGGAUGGGACGAUGGAUUGACCGACGUCGGCCCCGAGAGCUCACUGAUGCGCAGAAGGCCACGGUGGAGCACGAUCCAGAGCUGCAGAAGGCUACUCGGAAGCGGGAUGCGUUCUCCAAAAAGCUUCAGCGCAGUCAGAAAAUAACUGGCCGGAAGCUCGAUAAGCUUGACAAACUGAAACGGGGAGUCACGAACACGCGAAAUCGACUCCUGUAUGCGCUCCGCCAACGUGUGCGAGAGGAAUUUGAUGAGGAGCAGGCGGUCCUUGAUAUUGAGCGGCAACUAGCGGGCACUGCUAUUCUAGAUGAAGAGGCUAAGGAGCAGCUCCAAAUUGAAGAGCAACUCCUUCCACAGCAGAUUUACCUGCUGGGUAAACUCAUGACUUGGCCUACCUCCUUGUCAGUGGAAGCAGAGUGGCAGCGGCGAAAUGAGGCUACCGAAGCAGUUCGACUCUAUUGUGCUGUGCUGGAAGGUGGCCCGCGACGAGGUCGACGGCCUAAACGGACCGUUCCGGUGAAAGAACCUCGAAAGCAUAGCCUCCCCAGCGAAGAAGUUAUUGCGCCAACCGAAUCCCCUCCUCUUACCCCGUCACCCUCGCGGCAUGAAAUUGCCUUGCAGGAGGCUGGCGAAGACAUCCGAACUGCCGCGAAGCCCCGAGCGUGCUUUCAGUGCUAUGGAAACCCCGCAGGAUGUGACAAUCGGCGUCUCAAGCAGUACUCCCGCCACAAGGGUCUGUUACGACACUUCCGAGCCGUGCAUCUGGACGAUCGUCACUGUAACUACUGCAAUGAGUCCGUGGACAACGAUAUGUGUUGGCGGAGACACACCGUAGACAAGCAUCGCUUGAAUGUCAGAUACCUUGAGGACUACCCUCAUGAUAUUUGA